AGGUUUGUCGCCUAACUACAAUGGACUAAUAAACUUAUUGCUUGAACUUACCUUGGUUUUCUGUAUAAACAUGAAAUUAUGGGAUAUUUGCUCAAUGCCAGACGCGUAAUUGAAUGUAGAAUAACUCGGCCUUUUGAGAUCUGACUAUAUUGAACUUGGUGACCUCAGGGACUCCAUUGGACUGGUGGGAUAUGUAAUUCUUUACAGAAGCUUUGAUAUUAGCAUUACAUCAAUACUGACAUAUGGAUCUAUGAUAUUCGUAUGUGCAAGAAGUGUUUUGUGAAUAUGUUACGGAUAAUACAAUUCUUGGAAUUUUUUCAGUACGUGUAGAAGGGAAAUAACUCUUCAUAAUUCAAGGAGAGGAUAACUCUGUAAGAGAGUUGUUAAGAAACUAUCCACUGCUGUCGACUGGGGGGAUUUACCAGUAACUAAAAUGUGACUAUGGGUCGUUACAAAUGGAACUUAUGCCCUCGUUUUCAACGGCGACUUCCGGGUACGAGGUCAAGGUCAAGGUGCCGGAAACAGCUGGGACGUUGGACGAGCUCGUGGCAGACGGAGACGAUCGUCUGCUUCGUUGUCCUGUGCUCGCUGAUGCUGCCUGUCACAUCUGGGCUUUCUGUCCUCCCAGAGUUUUUGGAGAGCUACACCAACGUGCCUAUGGAGCCCGUCUUUCUGGAGACCAACACAAACAUCACGGCCAGAGAGGGGGGAAAGGCGGUAUUACCCUGCAAGAUACAACAUCUAGGAACCAAAAAGGUGGCGUGGCGCUCUGUCGACCUGGAAAAGUUCAUGACCGUCGGCACGAUGUCUUGGUUGCCAGAUGACAAGGUCGAGGUCAUGCACGUGCCACACCCUGACGAGGUGGAGGAAUGGUCACUGCUGUUCCACAGCGUCAGGAAAUCAGACGCCGGACUCUACGAGUGCCAGUUGGCCUCGGUGGCCGGGUACGCCAAACAUGUCAAGCUAACCGUCGUGGGUCCACCUAUAACAGAUCCAGAUGUCACCCUGACCGGUACCCAGUUUGUUGAACGUGGGGGUCAGAUCCUGCUGCAGUGUAACGCUACAGGAGGGGUCCAGAUAGCCGAGCAGAUAGACUGGUUUAAGGAUGGCAACAUCAUAUCGGGCCCCAGGUUCAAAGAUUACGUCAUAUACACCUACCGGUCUUACGAAGACGGGGCGCUGGUGAGUACCCUACAGGUGGACCGAGCAGGGGGUCAGCACGCGGGCACGUACGUGUGCAGGUCAUCAUACAACAAACUCAAGGACAUCGCCGUGCAGGUCUUAGUAGCUGAUUCCAGUAAUGUAAAGCGAGGUACCGUCUCUUCCAAUAAUUCAUCAUCAUGUCCACUCAGUCAAUCAACGUUGUACCUGUUCAUUGGCCUCGUGGUCACUCACUGGACGAUCGGGAAUUGAUGACCACCACGCUACAUGUAGAGUUCGUGGUCACACACUGGACGAUCGGGAAUUGAUGACCAUAGCACGCUACAUGUAGAGUUUAUAUUUUAGAACAAUUUUCGUGAACUCGGUGAUUGUGGCAGCGGAUGACAAAAUGUUCUAUUUUAACGGUCUAAGGGAAAUAAGUGAUGAAAUGAUUUUCAAAUACACGAUUACUUCCCUUACAUCGUAAUGUACUUGGACCGUAUACUAGUAUGAAGAAAGAAUUGGAAUCAAUUUUUUAUUUAUUUGAAUACAGCAACUGUGACUACAGAAUGUGGUUGAGAUUUGAACCUUCUACCCGACACGUUGUCACUGUUAUAAUAGAGUCAAUGAACAGCACCAUUAGACGUCAGCACUAAUUGACUAUGUCGUAAUGAGCACCAGAUGAAAUCAACACCUGUAUAUUACACCUUGAAUGAAUCAAUAUUGAUAGGUCUGCAUGAACCAGUGUUGAUCCACCAAUAUGAAUUAGUUUGAAUCAGCAUUGAUAUACUUGUAUGAUUUAGUGUUGAUCUACCUAUAUGAACCAAUAUUGAUAGAUCUGUUUGAAUCAAUGUUGACACACCUUUUUUUUUCAAUGCAGUAGAGUCUUAGAAAACAAGGCAAGAAAUUAGGAUAGUCUUGCUCAACUUGACUUGUAGUAAACAUUAGAGUUGGAAUCUAAUACAGGACUGGAGUUUUUUUGUUGGUCAUCGCUGUUUGCUCUGUAAUACAGUAAAAUGGUCACUAUCACUCAGUGUUUCUUUCAGACUUUUUUCU
This is a messenger RNA of Physella acuta, 2196 nucleotides long. Its product is annotated as zwei Ig domain protein zig-8-like. Lineage: Eukaryota; Metazoa; Mollusca; Gastropoda; Physidae. Gene Ontology annotation, cellular component: neuron projection membrane. Gene Ontology annotation, biological process: synapse organization. The record is from RefSeq and is a predicted model, not a curated record.